AUACGAGGCAUCGGUGUGAUACUGUAGCUAGCAUAAAAUCUAAUUGCCUAGCUUCAGAUAUCCAGAAUCCGUUAACACAGCCGCCAGUGUACAUAAUGAACAAGCCGGUGCAAGAUAAAGUAAACAAUGUAGGUCCUAUUCAAGUUAGUCCACAGGAAAUCCGUCUGUUAAUAAGACCAGGUCAACCAGCAUAUGUAAACAUCACAGUCCGUCCAUCGAGAGACUACCCCGUGGACAUGUACUUUGUGAUGGACCUUUCAUAUUCUAUGAGUGACGAUCUAGAAACUAUGAAAAAUGCUAUAGAAGAUUUAGCCAAUGCUAUGCGAAUGAUCACAACUGAUUUUCAGCUUGGAUUCGGAUCAUUUGUCGACAAAACUGUAUCUCCAUUUAUAAGAUCAGUAUAUUUACAAAAUGAUAAUCCCUGUAUAUACUUAACCAGUGUUGCAAAUGAUGUUUGUGAUAAACCAUAUGGCUUUAGGAAUAUUUUCCCUCUCUCCCAAGAAACCAAUACAUUCCAGACUUUACUUGCUGGUAUAACGAAAUCACUCAGUGCUGACAGACCAGAAGGUGGCCUAGAUGGUCUUAUGCAAGCCACAGUCUGCAAACAACAAAUUGGUUGGCGUGAAGAGGCUCGUCAUUUCAUCAUUUACAUGAGUGACGCAGACUUUCAUAUUGCACUUGAUGGAAAGAUUGGAGGAAUCACUAGGCCAAACGAUGGAAAAUGUUAUUUGGAUGCGAGCGGAUUCUACACAAAAACAAAUCAAAUGGAUUAUCCGUCAAUUGGACAAAUAAGCAGUACAAUGAAAGAACAGAACAUUAUUCCAAUCUUUGCUAUAUCUAAAAGUGACUUCUAUAAUGACAUACCGUUUUAUCAGGAUCUGGUGAACCAAUUUUUUGAAAGUGGAAAAGUAGGAGGAUUAGCACGCGAUUCUUCAAAUAUCAUUGAGUUAGUUAGAGCAAGUUAUGAACAAAUCACAGCAGAGGUUCGGAUGGACGAUACAGCCAAAGACCCAGUCAAAGUAAAAUAUACAGCUUACUGUGGAAGCGAAGUUAUGGCAAAUUCUAAAGAGUGUUUAAGCGUUGCGAGUCAAGAAGCUGUCACGUUUCAGUUGGAAGUUAGCGUCAUAAACCAGAACUGUCUGGCAGGAGCCAGCACAAGUUUCACUGUAAAGCCAGAUGGCUUUAAUGAAGAAGUCUUAAUUCAUGUGGAAACACUCUGUGACUGUAACUGUUUAAAUGAUCCCGGUCCAAGUGAAGAACAGUGCAGUGGAGGCAAUGGUACAAAUGUGUGUGGGGUCUGCAAAUGCAACACCGGAAGAUACGGUGAGCAAUGCGAGUGUAAUCUACUGGAGGGGACUGCUCUCGGAAGUGACGAAUGUAUUGCCUCAUCGGAGACUACAACACCUUGCUCUGGAGAGGGAACAUGCAUUUGCGGCAAAUGUCUUUGUAACGAAGGUUUUACUGGAGAGUUUUGUCAAUGCAGUGAUUUAAAAUGUCCAUUAUACAACGGCCUAACAUGUGGAGGUGAAGGCUAUGGUAGGUGUGAAUGUAAUGAGUGUGCCUGCGAACCUGGAUACACAGGGACAAACUGCAACUGUCCCCCAAAUGAUGCAUGCAUGGCAGCAAAUGGGAAAGAAUGUAACGGCUUUGGAACCUGUAAAUGUGGAAAAUGCACAUGCUUCCAAGAAUCAUCCUACGAUGGACCAACAUGUGAAACAUGCGAUGAAUAUACUUGUCUUCAAACAGUCUGUGAUGAGAAGAUACCCUGCAUUUCUUGUACAGUUUUCAGUGACGGCUCAGAAAAAGACGCAGCAUGUGCAGCCGAAUGUCAAGAACAAUAUGUCUUCAUUGUUGAUUUUAAUAAUGAAAAUAAUACAAAUAACAUUGAUAAGAAUAACGUGUGUGAAUCCACUGACCGUAACAAAUGCGUUGUUCUAUUCACUUAUCUAGUAAAUGAGACUGCAACGUACAUAAUCAUCAACAAUGAUAGAUCUUGUCCAGAUAAAAGUUUAGAACCGCAAGACAUCGUUUUCCUUGUGUUGGGCAUUAUUCUUGGCAUUCUACUGGCUGGAUUAGCUGCUCUGUUCAUUUUGAGGAUGCUAACAUUCAUAUACGACAGGAGAGAGUAUGCCAGAUUUGAGAAAGAACUCAACAAAAGUACAAAAGAAACAGGUGAAAAUCCUUUAUUUAAAUCAUCAACUACAUCCUACCGCAACCCGAUGUACGGACAAUAACAACGUUCUUCUUGACGUUUGCAUUCCUAUUAUAGUGAAUGCGUGCAGUUGGACUAUCCAUCCUGGUAUAGGGCAACCUCCUAAUAGGAAUUUUCUUGUCUUAAUACAUUUCUAAGCAUAUUACUUCACACAUUUGUAUGGUGCUAGGUCUGAGCUUACAACACUUCUUUUGUCAGUGGCAUAACGCCUAUGAGCUCUCGCUUGUUAAAGCCAAGGACCCCGACCUUAGAAGGCCCUGGGAUAUUAAUCAGCAUUAUUUGCCUGGACAAUGGCAAGGAACUUAAAAAAAAACCCAUAAAAAAAGAGCUGGCAGGGGCUUCACCUCAUACUCCACUGGGGUAUGCUGCCCCAGCCCACAGACAUCAGGCCCAUUUGUUAAGCCACUGUUCUUCGUUGUAGCUCGGUGGUCUGCAAUGAUAGGUUUGUACUAGAGGGAACAUAGAUAAUACCUAUCAGCCUUCCAUUUAAUUUUAUCACUAACAUUUUAGUUACUAAUUUUGAUGUUAAGUUAUGUGAAAAGGUUUCUGACAGAUCAAAAUGUGUUAAAGUUAUAUGAAUAGUUUAUGAAUAGUUUUUUGAUGGAUCAAAAUGUAGAUUUUAUUCAAGAGCAUGAUUUCUUUAGCAAGUUAUCUAAUUUUAUCUAAUUUAACAAAUUUUUUAACCAAUAUAAUCAGCAUUCAGCUGUUAAAAUAAAAAAUGUAAGUGCUAUAUUUUUGUAUUUUAAGUAGAAUUGUAUAACUUUAAUGUAAAAUAAAAUACAAAGUUGGACAUAUGCAAUUUCAUUCCAUUGGUUGAAUAUAAAUGUGAGUAUUACAUCCAUAUUUGUUAACAUAAGGUUUCAAAAUGUCUAUCUUUGUAAAGUAGUUGUAAUUAACAUGUAUCAUAAAUAUUACAGUAAUUAAGAUUAUAACAUCAGUAGAUUAUGGAGAUACAGGCCUCCCUCAAAUUAAAGACCACUUUUAGGAUUGGGGUUUCCAUGGACUUUAGCAGCUUUGGUGUCUAAUUAGAAUAAUAAAGAUAAGAGACAUUUGUUGAUUUGGGACCACAGGAAAGUGGUCUUUAAUUGGAGGGAGACCUGUAUUGGAUGGAAGAAAUAAACCAGCAUCUCCCCAAUUUUUUAGUUGACGACCAACAACCUUCAGGAAACAUUAAAAACAGGUACUCAAAAUGGCAUUCAUUGGUAAACAAAAUUGAAGUAAAAUUUGUAAAUGAUACUUAGAAUGUGCUAUCUUUACUAUCAGCAAAUUUAGCAUGAUAUAUUAUAUAUAAUUAAAUUUCGAAGUCUCACGACCCCUUAAUUAAUUAAACCGGUAGUUUUAGAAAUGAUGAAAUAAAUGAUUACAUGCAGGGUUGAAAAAAGUAAGCAACUGAGCAAUUAGCCAGAGGCAUUGCCCUGGAGGCCAUUUUGUUUACCCCAGACAACCACUGCUGGGCUAUAUAGUGUCUAGAUGUAUUACAUAUUUCACCAGGGGAAUGUUUAGUGUACAGUUAAUAUCUUCGUAUCUUUUUUUUCUUUUUUUCUACAACGAAAAAUAUUUUUUAAUGAGCUAAAAAUGCUGGAAUAGGCCUAUAUUGCUGGACGGUAGGCAGUGCGACAGUGUUAUUCGAUCAUUUUGCUCUUCAACAUAAAUUUAAAAAUGGUCUUUGUUGUAUUUUUGUGGAUUUUCUACUUUUUAGGCACUACUAAAUCUACUAAACACAUUAUUGGUUAAAAAAAAAAAAUUUCCUACCGACCUUUUAUCUUUUGAUAAUUGGAAGCAAACCAUGGGUAAUCAUAAAUAUGAAUCAUGAAUAAUAUUUAUUCAAACAUCAAUUAAGAAUAAACUCUAUAAAUGCCUCAUAUAAACAUCUCUAAUAAAUGUUCAAAGACAUGCAUUUUUUAUUUUUUUAAAUCACCUCUAAAAAUAAAUGUCCCUAAAAAUCUUCUUGUAUAAUGCUUUAGCUUGUAUUUGAAUGAAUAUGGUAUGUUGUGACAAAAAAACGUAAACGAUGGGGGUAUAAAAACAACACUGUGUAUAUUGUUCUCAUGACUUUACGCAAAUCCAUGGUGUUGAUAGGUGGAGCUGGUUUGAACCUAACUGUAUAAACUGUAGUCUUUCUUAAUGCACUACAACAUAUUGGAAGAACAUCCAUAGUGCAAAAUUAAACCUUCCCAUCCAGUUUUUUUGUCAGUUUAACAGGUUAAUUAUCAUAAUCAUAGAAUACAAACUCCGCUGAUUUGUGUAAUUUUUUCCACCAGUAAGAAGUGAUUAUGGAAAUGUACACUGAAAUUGUUCUAUUGCAAGAUAAUUUCUUGUAAAUUUUUUAGAGUAAAAUAUUGAUAAACCUAUUAAUAAUUAUAAAUUAUGUAAAUUUAUGAUUAAAAUAAACUAUUAAACCAGUAAAA
Messenger RNA from Anneissia japonica, 4620 nucleotides. Its product is annotated as integrin beta-1-like. Lineage: Eukaryota; Metazoa; Echinodermata; Crinoidea; Comatulida; Comatulidae. The transcript has 21 exons. Gene Ontology annotation, cellular component: cell surface; integrin complex; focal adhesion. Bases 96 to 2234 code for a protein of 712 amino acids. Gene Ontology annotation, molecular function: integrin binding. The record is from RefSeq and is a predicted model, not a curated record. Gene Ontology annotation, biological process: cell-matrix adhesion; cell adhesion mediated by integrin; cell migration.